CCGUGGAUUAUUCGAUCCGAAAAAUAUUCCAGAGAAAGACAUGACAGAGGAACAACGACUAUUGUAUCGGAUAAUGAAAACGUAUGACCGGUCAUCGCGCCCUGUCUUCUCCGCCAAAACACCUGUCGUGAUACGACUGGGAAUCACCCUAACUCAAGUGCUUGACGUGGAUGAGAAGAACCAAAUAUUGACAACGAACGUCUGGUUGGACCAGGAGUGGGUGGAUGAGAAACUACAAUGGACGAAUGUCUCAGAAUUUGCUCAUAUAAAGAUUUUUAGAAUUCCGUGUGACUUGCUUUGGUUACCAGAUAUUGUUUUAUAUAAUAGCGUCGACAACCAUAACAAAGGAUAUAUGAAAAGCUUGGCUAUGGUAGAACAGAAUGGAAACGUAUUCUGGCCACCAAUUGUACGAAUGCGUAGUUCAUGCAAAAUGGAUAUCACUUAUUUUCCUUUUGACGAUCAAGUGUGUAUACUGAAAAUGGGAUCGUGGGCAUACGACGGAUUCCAAGUUGACGUCACAAAUAGAACCAUGGAGGUCGAUACGUCAAAUUACGUAGAUAACGGGGAAUGGACGCUCAUCGAUACAAAAGUAGUCCGCAACGUUAAAUAUUACCCAUGUUGCCCGGAGCCAUUUCCGGAUGUAACAUUCUACAUUCAUUUGAGACGCCGAGUGUUAUAUUAUGCCUUUAAUGUCAUAAUACCGUGUAUGUUGUUGUCAAGCCUUACUCUGACAGGAUUUCUACUGCCACCAGACUCGGGAGAAAAAGUCACUCUUGGAUUAACGGUGCUUCUGGCCUUCUCCGUCUUCAUGUUACUAAUUGCUGAGAAUAUGCCUCCGACGUCAGAAUAUAUACCUCUCAUUGGUAUUUAUCUAACAGUGAUCAUGGCUAUGAGUGGUCUUUCUGUAGUGUUUUCCGUGUUUGUGUUAAACAUCCACCAUAAAGGAUCUUUGUCCAAGGGACCACCAAGGAUUCUGAAGGGAAUAGUCCUUAUCUUAGCCAAGGUGCUUUGUUUAAAGGUUCAAUUUCACGACGAAAAUUCAUACGCCUCUCAUACCGGAAGUUAUACGUCGAAUUCGGCCUACGCGGCUUUCAAGGCGAGAGACAACGAGUCCCUUUUACUUAACAAUAAACACGAGAAGAUCCACGGGGACCUGGGUGACGUAAGUGAUGACACUCUUAAUGACGUUAUGAAUCAAAAUAUCAACAUGUCAUCAUCAACGUCAAAUAGGACUAAUUUUGAUCGAGAGGUGGUCACAUACUUUAAACAUGUUAUGUCAACAUACGAGCAGACGAUUUCAGAACGGAGAACGAUACACGACUGGCAAGAGGUUGCCAGAGUGAUGGACAAAUUCUUCUUUUGGGUUUUUCUAAGCAUCACAUUCAUCUCUUCAUUCAUUAUACUUGUCAUUAGUCCCAUGACUAAAGAGAUAGAUCUAAAUAAGAGUUAAGACUAAAUACAGUACGGAUGUG
Messenger RNA from Pecten maximus, 1472 nucleotides. Its product is annotated as acetylcholine receptor subunit alpha-type acr-16-like. The coding region runs from base 41 to 1450 and encodes 469 amino acids. NCBI's taxonomy places the organism in Eukaryota, Metazoa, Mollusca, Bivalvia, Pectinida, Pectinidae. Gene Ontology annotation, cellular component: postsynaptic membrane; neuron projection; synapse. Gene Ontology annotation, biological process: monoatomic ion transmembrane transport; regulation of membrane potential; signal transduction. Gene Ontology annotation, molecular function: transmembrane signaling receptor activity; acetylcholine-gated monoatomic cation-selective channel activity. The transcript has 4 exons. The record is from RefSeq and is a predicted model, not a curated record.